AAAUUUUGCUUUGUUUUCUUUUCCUCAAAACUGGCGAACGAAUUGUUUCAAGGACGUUUCUAGGAACACUCCUCAUCACCAAAGUCAUUAUGCUCAAGGCUUUUAGAAAUGUCGUGCCUCGCGGCCAGCUCUUGCGGGCUCUGGCCAGGCCAUCCCUCAGAUCGAUGGCUCCUUUGACAUCUUCCACAUCCAUCAGAUCCACCAACUCAAUCCGUUGCUUUGCAACUGGAACCGACUCUUUCUUGCAGGGAAACAACUCCAACUACAUUGACGAAAUGUACGAUGCCUGGAGACAAGACCCUUCAUCGGUGCAUGCCUCCUGGAACGCCUACUUCAAGAACAUUGAGUCCUCUAACAUUCCGCCCUCGCAGGCUUUCCAGGCUCCUCCUACUAUCGUUCCUACCGUUAGUGGCGGUGCUGCCGGCUUUGUCCCUGGUUCUAACCCCAUCAGUGAGGAUGUUGUCACUCAUUUGAAAGUGCAAUUGUUGGUCCGUGCUUAUCAAGUCAGGGGUCAUCAGAAGGCCAAGAUCGACCCAUUGGGUAUCUCGUUUGGCGACAACAGCGAUACCCCCAAGGAGUUGACCUUGGACUAUUAUGGCUUCACAGAUGUCGACUUGAACAAGCAAAUCACCUUGGGUCCAGGUAUCUUGCCUAGAUUCGCUGAAGCCGGCAAGAAGUCAUUGACAUUGCGCGAAAUCAUCGAGAACUGUGAAAAGCUUUACUGUCAAUCUUACGGUGUCGAGUACGUUCACAUCCCUUCCAAGGAGCAAUGUGAUUGGUUGAGAGAGAGAAUCGAAAUUCCACAACCUUUCAAGUACUCCGCUGACCAGAAGAGACAAAUCUUGGACCGUUUGAUCUGGUCGUGUUCGUUCGAAUCCUUCUUGGCUACCAAGUUCCCUAACGACAAGAGAUUUGGUUUAGAAGGUGCCGAAGCUGUUGUUCCAGGUAUGAAAGCCUUGAUCGAUACUUCCGUCGAGUUCGGUGUAGAAGACAUCGUCAUCGGUAUGCCUCACAGAGGUAGAUUAAACAUGUUGUCCAACGUCGUAAGAAAGCCUAACGAAUCUAUCUUCUCGGAAUUCACCGGUUCCAAAGAAUUCGACGAAGGCUCUGGUGACGUGAAGUACCACUUGGGUAUGAACUACGCCAGACCCACUACUUCUGGUAAGUUUGUCAACUUGUCCAUUGUUGCCAACCCUUCGCAUUUGGAGGCUGAAGAUGGUGUUGUUUUGGGUAAGACCAGAGCCAUUCAACAAUACAAGAACGAUAUCGGUGACUACAAGAGAGCCAUGCCCAUCUUGUUACAUGGUGAUGCUGCUUUCGCUGGUCAAGGUGUAGUCUAUGAAACCAUGGGUUUCGCCCAUUUGCCAGCCUACUCUACCGGUGGUACUAUUCACAUCAUCGUGAACAACCAGAUCGGUUUCACCACGGAUCCUAGAUACUCGAGAUCGACUUUGUACCCAUCCGAUAUCGCUAAAGCCUCCAACUCCCCUAUCUUCCACGUCAAUGCUGAUGAUGUCGAAGCUUGUAUCUUCGUCUUCAACUUGGCUGCUGAGUGGAGAGCUACUUUCCAUUCCGAUGUUAUUAUUGACGUUGUAGGCUACCGUAAGCAUGGUCAUAAUGAAACUGAUCAACCUGCAUUUACCCAACCGCUCAUGUACAAGAAGAUCGCUGAAAAGAAGUCUGUUCUUGAAUACUACACCAACCAGUUGAUCCAGGAAGGCACCUUCACCACUGAAGACAUCAGCGAACACAAGAAGUGGGUAUGGAACUUAUUGGAAGACUACUUUGCUAAGUCCAAGGAAUACGUUCCAACUUCCAGAGAGUGGUUGACCACUCCAUGGGAAGACUUCAAGUCUCCUAAGGAGUUGGCUACCGAAGUCUUGCCACACUUGCCUACUGCUGUAGAUGAAGAGACCUUAAAGAAGAUCGGAAAGGCCAUCUCGGAAGCUCCGGAAGGUUUUGAGAUUCACAGAAACUUGAAGCGUAUUUUGAAUACCAGAAACAAGACCGUUGAAACUGGUGAAGGUAUUGACUGGGCUACUGGUGAAGCUUUGGCUUUCGGUACUUUAGCCUUGGAAGGCUAUCACGUCAGAGUAUCUGGUCAAGAUGUGGAAAGAGGUACCUUCUCGCAACGUCACGCUGUGUUGCACGACCAGCAGUCGGAAAAGACCUACACCCCAUUGAAUCACUUAUCUGAAGAGCAAGGGGCUUUUGUUAUCUCCAACUCCUCCUUGUCUGAAUACGGUGUCUUGGGUUUCGAAUACGGUUACUCGUUGACUUCGCCAGAUGCCUUAGUUCAAUGGGAAGCUCAAUUCGGUGACUUUGCUAACACCGGACAAGUCAUCAUGGAUCAGUUCAUUGCUAGUGCUGAGUCCAAGUGGAAGCAGCGUUCUGGUUUAGUGUUGUCAUUGCCUCAUGGUUACGAUGGUCAAGGUCCAGAACACUCGUCCGGUAGAAUCGAGAGAUACUUGCAGAUGUGUAACGAAGACCAGCGUUAUUUCCCAUCUCCAUCCAAGUUGGAACGUCAACACCAGGAUUGUAACUUCCAGGUCGCUUACCCUACUACCCCUGCCAACUUGUUUCACUUGUUACGUCGUCAAAUGCAUAGACAGUUCAGAAAGCCAUUGGCUCUCUUUUUCUCCAAGUCGUUAUUGCGUCACCCAUUAGCCAGAUCCGACUUGUCUGAGUUCACCAACGACUCUCACUUCCAAUGGAUCAUUGAAGACGCCGAAUAUGGCAAGACCAUUGCACCAAAGGAAGAGAUAAAACGUGUCGUCCUCUGUUCAGGUCAAGUAUUCACUGCCUUGCACAAGAAGCGUGCUGCUAUUGAAGACAAAACCACUGCCUUUAUCAAGAUUGAGCAGGUGCAUCCAUUCCCAUUCGCCCAGUUGCGUGAUGCCUUGGACUCGCACCCUAACCUCGAAGACUUGGUCUGGUGUCAAGAAGAACCAUUGAACAUGGGUUCGUACUCGUUCGUAUCUCCACGUAUAACCACUACCUUGGCUGAAACCGAAAACCAUAAGGGUUUGACCUUGCGUUAUGCCGGUCGUGACCCAUCGGCUUCUGUUGCUGCUGGUUCUAAGGCUAUGCACACUGCUCAAGAAGAGGCCUUCUUGAACGAAACCUUCCAAGUUUAAUUGAAAUGCAUGAAAAUUACGCUACUUGCUAGUUACUAAUUGUUUUGUUACGUUUGAAGCUUCCUAUAUGUUUUUUUAGAAUGGUAGGAGACCUGCCGAGUAUUUCAUUUGAACCUUUAUGAUUUUACAUAUUCCUUUUAUAUUUAUUGAUUUUACAAAAUGUUGAUUUUUAG
Molecule: messenger RNA, 3310 nt
Organism: Scheffersomyces stipitis CBS 6054
Lineage: Eukaryota; Fungi; Ascomycota; Pichiomycetes; Serinales; Debaryomycetaceae
Gene: KGD1
Product: alpha-ketoglutarate dehydrogenase
Exons: 1
Coding region: 90-3137 (1015 amino acids)
Biological process (GO): tricarboxylic acid cycle
Cellular component (GO): oxoglutarate dehydrogenase complex; mitochondrion
Molecular function (GO): thiamine pyrophosphate binding; oxoglutarate dehydrogenase (succinyl-transferring) activity
Source: RefSeq, a predicted model, not a curated record